Messenger RNA from Podarcis raffonei (Aeolian wall lizard), 5560 nucleotides. It is a transcript of the gene WWC1, whose product is annotated as WW and C2 domain containing 1. Lineage: Eukaryota; Metazoa; Chordata; Lepidosauria; Squamata; Lacertidae. Gene Ontology annotation, biological process: regulation of DNA-templated transcription; negative regulation of organ growth; cell migration. Gene Ontology annotation, molecular function: kinase binding; molecular adaptor activity. The coding region runs from base 446 to 3766 and encodes 1106 amino acids. The transcript has 22 exons. The record is from RefSeq and is a predicted model, not a curated record. Gene Ontology annotation, cellular component: cytoplasm.
AGGAGGCGGGGAAAGAAGGAACCUGGGAGGCAGGCUGAGCAUUGUGCGCGUCUCUCGCCGGAGCCAUUCGACGGAGAGGGAGCUCGGCUGGCGGCACAAGAGAAAGCCUGGCGGGGAGCGUGGUGGGCUUGGCCCCGUCGAAGGAUUAGCGCCGGCCUUGCAGCUCACGGGCUCCGGGGAACUUGCCCGGCGAAGGUGAAAGAGGGGAGCCGGGUCUGCUCCUGGCGGGGACGGGCAGAGCGAGGCUCGACGGGGCUCUCCGGCGCCGCUUGCAACACCUGGAGGACUCGAACUCGCCCCCCCCGCCCCUAGCGCCGCCCGGCUGAGGAUGCGAGGCUCCCGCCCCGCCGGCUGCCUCGCUCCCGCCCCGCGGCCCGCCGCGGCCCCUCGCCCCGGCCCGCCGUGCCAGCUGCUGGGCUGGGCGGGGGGUUGCUGAGCUCUUUGCAUGGGGCCGCUGCCGGGCUCGCUCUGUCUGUCUGUCUGCUGCUGCUGCCGGCGGCGGCGGCGGCGGCGGAGAAGAAGAAGGAGGAGAUGCCCAGGCAGGAGCUGCCUUUGCCCGAGGGCUGGGAGGAAGCUCGCGACUACGACGGCAAAGUCUACUACAUCGACCACGCCACCAAGACCACCAGCUGGGUGGACCCGCGGGACAGAAACUACCCAGAUAGAGGAUCCUCGAGUGCAAUGGCGGCGGGAGCAGGAGCACAUGCUGAAGGACUACCUUGUACUGGCACAAGAAGCACUGACUGCUCAGAAGGAGAUCUACCAGGUCAAGCAACAAAGGCUUGAACUAGCACAGCAAGAAUACCAACAACUUCAUGAUGUCUGGGAGCACAAACUGGGGUCGCAGACUAGUUUAGUUUCCAGUUCCUCAUCUAGCUCAAAAUAUGAUCCAGAAAUUCUUAAAGCGGAAAUUGCUACCACAAAAUCUAGGGUUAAUAAACUGAAGAGAGAAGUUGCCCACAUGAGACAGGAACUACAGUAUAAGGAAAUUGGUUUCCAAACGUUGAAGAAAAUUGAUAUGAAAAUGGCUGAUACCCAAGGUGGAUAUAAACUUGAUGAGGCACAAGCUAUCUUAAGUGAAAUGAAAGCUAUUAAGAAGGCCAUCACUUCAGGAGAGAAAGAAAAACAAGAUCUCAUUAUGAACCUUGCCAGAUUGACAGCUAAUUUUGUGACAGACAGAGGAUCACAUUCAAACUUGUGGGCCAGCAAUAUAUCCUUGGAAGACUCCAGUUUCCCGUUGUCUAAGCAGUAUCUCGAUGCUGGUUCCCAAACUGAUGUUUCUGGAAAUUUUAUUGUGAACACGAAUAAUCAAUUGGCUGAGAAGGUGAGACUGCGCCUCCAAUAUGAAGAUGCUAAGCGAAAAAUAGCAAAUUUGAAAAUACAGUUGGCUAAAUUGGAUAGUGAGGCCUGGCCUGGUGUGCUGGAUUCUGAACGAGACCGAUUAAUGUUAAUCAAUGAGAAGGAGGAACUUCUAAAGGAAAUGAGGUUCAUUAGCCCUAGGAAGUGGACUCAGGGUGAAGUGGAAAGACUGGAGAUGGAAAGAAAACGUCUAGAAGAAGAUCUUCAGACUGCAAGAGAUACGCAAAGCAAAGCUUUAACAGAAAGAUUGAAAUUAAAUAGUAAAAGAAACCAGUUGGUCCGAGAACUAGAGGAAACAACGCGAUUAAUGGCAAUGUUGCACAUCCAGCUGAAAAACCUGUCAUCUAGCAUGCUUUCCCUGUCUUCUGGCAGCAGUCCCGGCUCUCUUGCAUCCAGCAGGGGAUCUCUGGUCACCUCAAGCCAGGAUUCUUCAACCUCCGCCAGCUUUACUGAUCUGUACAAUGAACAGUUUGAGCAGCUGGACUCUGACUACCAGAGCAAAAUGGACAUGUUGCUUCUGGAGAAAGCCACUGGUUUUCGGCCUUCAGGCUGCAUCACUACUAUCCAUGAGAAUGAGGUGGUGAAAACUCAGAAAACUGAUGUUGCUAACCGUUUUCAGGCCCUGAGAUCCUUAUCUGGGACACCAAAAUCAUUGACUUCUUUGUCUCCAAGGUCAUCUCUCUCUUCUCCCUCUCCACCUUGUUCACCACUAGUGAUGGACCCAUUCUUCACAGCCGAUACCUUCACGGGUCAAAUGGAUUUUGAAGAUACUGAAAUAAACAGUGGUCUUUCUGAACUUAGUCUAAACACUGCAAGUGGCAGGAAGUACAGAGUGGAAGAAUCUAAGACUGGUGUCAAACAUCUAGACCAAGGUGUAAGUAUGGUUGAAGGAGCUGCGCUGAAGACAGCCUGUGUAUCAGCUGCAGUGUCAGAUGAGUCUGUGGCUGGAGACAGUGGAGUGUACGAAGCAUCUGUGCAAAGGCCUUGUGUGCCAGAAGCUGUUGUGUUUGACAAUGAAGAUGCAACUAAGACUGCUAAAGUUCAAAUUUCAAUGAAGUAUGAUGAGAAAAAUAAGCAGUUUGCAAUAUUAGUUGCCCAGAUGAAUAAUGUGCCUGUUCUCCUGCCACAGCAAGACCAGAAAGUGAGUGUUCGUUUGGCUAUUCUUCCUUCUUCUGAAAGCACAAGCUGUUUGUUCCGCACAAGCCUAAUGGAAGCAUCAGACAAUCUAAUUUACAAUGAAUUAUUUUGUGUUGCAAUCCCUUACUCUGUAUUACGACAGAAGACAUUAAGGAUUGAUGUCUGCGCUUUGAAUAAGUACCACCUUGAAGAAUGCUUGGGAGGUGCACAAAUUAGCCUCGCUGAGACGUGCAAAUCUGGAGAGAGGUCAACGCGUUGGUAUAACCUCCUUAGCUAUAAAUACCUGCAGGCGCAAAGUAAAAAUAAGCAAGAUGAUGUCUGUUCCAAACUACCCUGCACUGAAAAAAUGGACUCUGUAUCUGCACUGCUGGAACAGACUGCUGUUGAACUCGAAGCUGUAGAGAAAAAGCUAGAAGAAAGCAGGAGCACUUUACUUACUAGUGAGAACUGGCAAGAUGAAGAAGAUGCUGAGCAAGAUGGCAACAGUGAAAAUGAAGAAGAAGGAGGAGGAGGAGGGUUUUAUAGUGGAAGGGCAAUAUGGGAAACAGAAGAGACCACAUCCUUGUCACCGGCUGAGUCAGCAGCCAUCAAGGUGGAUAAAGAGACCAACACAGAGAGCCUUGCACAAUCUUCUGCAGUAGUUCGUCCAAAAGAUAAAAGAACUUCUAACCCUCUACGAACUCCUUUUGUUAGAGGCAGCACUAUUAUCCGUUCCAAAACCUUUUCUCCAGGACCACAGAGCCAGUAUGUGUGUCGGCUUAAUCGUAGUGAUAGUGAUAGUUCAACACUAUCCAAGAAACCACCCUUUGUUCGAAAUGCUGUGGAGAGGCGAAGUGUCAGGAUGAAAAGGUCUUCUGUUAGGUCCACUGGAGGUGAGCGUCUAAUCCGUACCUCACUGGAUCUGGAAUUGGACUUGCAGGCUUCAAAGACCUGGCACAACCAGCUGGUUCAAGAGAUCUCUGUCCUCAAGCAACUGAAGGAACAGCUAGAGCAAGCUCAAAGUCAGGGGGAAAAGGAACUACCCCGGUGCAUAGACAAAGAUGAACAAUUUCAGAUGUUGAUGAGACUAGUAGAGAAACAGGUGGAAAAAGUCGAAUGUAAGUGCGAGCUCAAAGCUAAUAAAAUGAUGAGAGCAGCUGCUAAAGAUGUGCAUAGGCUACGAGGCCAGAGUCGAAAGGAGCCUUUAGAGGUGCAGUCAUUCAGAGAGAAAAUGGCAUUUUUCACACGGCCGAGGAUAAACAUUCCUGCUCUCUCUGUGGAUGAUGUUUAAUGUCUAUUUAAGUAUUUCUUUUCAAACCACUUCAGAAAAGUAUAAUUUUUGUUUCACUGAAGUUUAUUUAUGUGGUAUUACAAAGGUACCAAGUCAUUUGUAUGUUGCAGCUCCAUGUCCAGAUUUUUAGCUUUCUCCUUGUCAUUGCAAACCCCACCAUUAAAAUGACUUGAUUAUAUAGUUUGUAUAUUUAGCAAUGUAUUUUUGGGAAAGAUUUUUUAAAUACGAACAAAUUCAGCUCAACAUUUUUGUUUUAAUAAAUUCCAUUUAGAUGUUUUGUACAGCUCUACUUUUUUUAAAAGAGGUUUUACCACAAUAAAUUUGAAUCUGAGACAGCAAGAAUUCUUUGAUUCUUAAAUAUAUCCCAGUUCUUAUACAGCUAGCUUUUGCUAAUUUAAAUAUUUUUGUACCCAACAGAAGAGGAAAUAAGUUUUUUUUAAAAGAGCUGUAAAUGAGUGCUCUGUGAGCUAUGAAACACUUCAAUUUCUUUCCAAGUCAUAAAAAUGGGUGUGGAGUUCAAGAUAUCUACUGCACUUUAAUUUGGAGGUUGUUACUUCAGCUCAUUAUGUACUUGACCUAUAAAAAGUUCCAAAGCUCAGUGAACCCAUUUCUGUAUAGGGAGAGAGCUACAUGGAACAUAUGCCCCUGUGAGACUUUCUGAUGGCUCAGUGUUUUACUGAACAAAGAAAAUAGAAUCAUGACCAACUAGCAGUCAAAAAUAAUUCCAUCUUUUAAGGAAAAUGACACUUGGUUUUUCAUUUUAUUUUCUAUUUCAAGUUGGUUUAAGCAAGCAAAGAAAUGCUCAUGGAAUCCUAACACCUGAUAAAGAGCUUUUACAAACAAGUAUUUUGACCAAAAUUUUCUAUUAAAUUCUAAGCAGUCUUUUGUGGUUUUUUUAAAUCUAAUCUCCCUUAUUUUAUUGAUUGGAAUAACUGAUUUGGAGUGGGUUGCCUCUUGCUACUUUUGAAAACAGCUACUAAACAAAAUACAAUGAAGCCUUGUCUAGAAAUACUGUAACCAUGUCUAAAAGCCAUAGUUUACCAUAUUGUUGUUAGUAUUUGUGUAUAUAUUUUUCCCAGCUUGUUCACCUUGGUUGGUAAUGUGUUUAUCUUGACUUGCGUGCACACACAAGCAUUCUCUUGCUUACACUCUCACCUUUGCCUGUGUGUACACACACACACACACACACACACGGGGGGGGGCAUAUAUGCACGUAUGCACAGACUAUUCAGGCAGUAUAUUCUGGAGAAAGCUUUCAGCCUAGUGUGAGUCCUAUAUCCAGGCCUUAUUCUGCUCCCUGUCACUGUGAGGUGUGGGAACAAAUUGUGGUACGUAUACUGUUUUUGAACAUUAGUAUAUUGAUGAACACUCAACUUUCAAAAAUCACAGACAUAAAUUCUUUCAGGAUACCGUGUGUGAAUAAACGAGAAGGAGGUGUGUGUGAGAGCUUUAAACUCAAACCAUGUUGAAUUAUUUGGAAUGUGAUACCUGAACAGGUUCACACACUUUCUCCAUCCUCCACCAGCACUACUCCCCCUCCCAUUUCUCUACCUGUUGCCAACACGAGAAUGAGAACAAUGGGGAUAGGAAUACAAAGGCCUUAAAGGUCCACAAGCCAAGAUGCGCCUUCAUGAGUAAAGUUGAUGAGUGGUUUAAAACUGGAAGUCUCUUAAGAUGUACAUAGUUCUUUUUCAUGUAUAAAAACACUUUAAUAGGCAAGCACUAAAUGAUUGACUUUAUAUCUAUUUUAAAUUUUUGUCAGGAUUAACAGAUUAAAAUUGCUAUAGAAAUUUA